AAAAAGUUCAAUAAACUCAGUGUGAUUCAAAAUUCCCGCGCUUCUUCUAGUAAUUAUUGGCAGGCCUGAAGUUACCGGAAGUGUCACUAGUGAACCUCUUUUAAGUUCCAUUCUCGUCGGUUUGCACGUGUAUUGGGAAAGCAAGGCAAAAUGGUAGCCCAAAAGAAACAGAAAAAAGCUAUUGAGAGCAUCAACAGCCGUUUGGCUCUUGUGAUGAAAUCUGGAAAAUACUGCUUGGGUUACAAACAGACGCUUAAGACUGUUCGUCAAGGAAAAGCAAAAUUGAUCAUCAUUGCCAACAACACCCCUCCACUAAGGAAAUCAGAAAUUGAAUAUUAUGCUAUGUUGGCCAAAACUGGAGUGCACCACUACUCUGGUAACAAUGUAGAAUUGGGAACUGCUUGCGGUAAAUACUUCAGGGUGUGCGCCAUGUCUAUCACGGAUCCAGGAGAUUCUGACAUCAUCAAAUCCAUGCCCUCAGAUUCCCAACAAUAAAAAUGUUCAUUGAUAAAUUUUAUAUGUAAGACCCUAAUUUUAAAUAUAAAAGUUAACAAUG
This is a messenger RNA of Aethina tumida (small hive beetle), 556 nucleotides long. It is a transcript of the gene RpL30, whose product is annotated as 60S ribosomal protein L30. The coding region runs from base 151 to 495 and encodes 114 amino acids. Gene Ontology annotation, cellular component: cytosolic large ribosomal subunit. The record is from RefSeq and is a predicted model, not a curated record. The transcript has 3 exons. Gene Ontology annotation, molecular function: RNA binding; structural constituent of ribosome. Lineage: Eukaryota; Metazoa; Arthropoda; Insecta; Coleoptera; Nitidulidae.